Molecule: messenger RNA, 2687 nt
Organism: Calliphora vicina (urban bluebottle blowfly)
Lineage: Eukaryota; Metazoa; Arthropoda; Insecta; Diptera; Calliphoridae
Product: dipeptidase 1
Exons: 3
Coding region: 1-1623 (540 amino acids)
Biological process (GO): proteolysis
Molecular function (GO): metallodipeptidase activity
Source: RefSeq, a predicted model, not a curated record
AUGGCUUUUAAACGCGGUUUGGCUUACGAAGAAAUUGCUACUUUUUUGGAAAUAAUUUUAGACGACUCGGAUUCACUGGAAAAUACCACCGGCUUUGGCGGUUUGCCUGAUGUUACCGAACACUCCAAUAUACGUCGUACCAUAUCCCGCCAAAAUUCCACAUCGAACAGUGAUUCUGGUGGUGAAAUAUCAAGUAUACAAAAAUCAAAAGUUAAUUUCAAUGACACUAAAUCACCUUCAGAUGCCACUGAAACCACCACCGUAGAUGCAGCGACGAAAACAAAACGCAAAUCGAAAGGUUCCCAGCAACUGCAUCAUCACAACAGUCAUCAUCAUCUUCAUCACAAUCGCCAUCGUCACGGUGGUGGCAGUGACAAUGUACAGCACAAAAUCGGUCGCAGUUCAUGUGUUAUUGUAUUAACACUGAUUGUUGCACUGGGCCUGCUGGCUGUCGCAACAACACUAUUGUAUCAGCAUUUUGUUACGACACCCAGCCGCAACUCACACACACAAAGACUGAAAAUCGUUACACGCAUAUUGCGUGACGUGCCCCUGGUCGAUGGGCAUAAUAAUUUUGCGUGGAAUGUUCGUAAAUAUGCACACAGUAGUCUGGAGCUGGUGCAUGUGAGCAAUGAUAUAAAUCAUAAAUCGAUGUGGGUACGACCGGCCUGGGCGCAAACGGACAUGGAGCGUUUAAAGCAGGGUCAUGUGGGUGUUCAAGUGUGGUCAGCCUAUGUGCCGUGUGAAGCACAAGGUUUGGAUGCUGUCCAAUUGGCAUUGGAACAAAUCGACAUAAUCAGGCGCCUCACUGACAUGUAUCAGCAAGACACUGUCUUAGUGCAAUCAUCGGCUGACAUACAGACGGCGCAGCGUCAUGGAUUAAUGGCCUCCCUGAUUGGCAUAGAAGGUGGCCAUGCGAUUGGCUCUUCGCUGGGGGUGUUGAGAUCCUUUUACUCUUUGGGAGCACGCUACUUGAGUUUAACGCAUAAAUGUGAUGUUUCAUGGGCCAGUUCUAGUUCGGCCUUGAUUGAUACAGGUUUAACGCAAUUUGGCAAAGCUGUGGUGCGCGAAAUGAAUCGUUUGGGCAUGAUGAUUGAUUUGUCCUAUAGUUCGGAUACCACAGCCAGAGAUGUGCUGCAGGCCACCCGAGCUCCGGUGAUAUUUUCCCAUUCGGGUGCACGUCAAUUAUGCAAUUCAACGCGUAAUGUUCCAGAUGAUAUACUAAGAUUAGUGGCCGAAAAUGGUGGCCUCAUUAUGAUCUCCUUCGAUUCGGAAGAUGUGACUUGUGGUCGCCAGGCUAGACUUGAAGAUGUGGUGGAACAUAUUAAAUAUAUUAGAGCCAUUGCGGGUAUACAACACAUUGGUUUAGGAGCUGGUUAUGAUAGCAUAGAACUGCCACCCAUAGGUCUGGAAGAUGUUUCCAAAUAUCCUGAGCUUUUGGCCACCUUACUGGAAGAUCCCAACUGGAGUGAGGAGGACGUGGCCAUGUUGGCGGGUAAAAAUUUCUUACGCAUUAUGGAGACCGUUGAAAACGUUAGAGAGUUCUGGAAACGUGCUGCCAUUACACCAAUCGAACAGACUGAACCACAACCGAAAACACAAUGCACCUACAUGGCAUCGUGACCACAGGCACAGGCCAUUGUACGAAAGACACGACAAGUGUCUCGCAAUACCUGGCAGUACAAUGAAACACAAAACCAAUUGAUGCAGACAGCCGAGACGCUAGUGCCGUUGGAACAUGAAAUCAAUAAUCAAACGAAAAAAUCAACGCUGUUGAGGGGUGGCGAGGCAGGUGGAGCUGAUGGUGCAGUUGGUCAACAAAUAGAAUUAAUGAAAUUUAAUUUCUAGUUAGGUACUUUACACAUCUAUACAUAGUGUGUGCAAUAGUAUUUAGUACUUCCUACGAAACUAAGUAACUGGUUAGUUAGACACGCAUUAAAUCAAAUAGUUACAGGUUAGUUGUGGUGUGCGCACACAAAUAUACUUAUAUACAUAGCUAUCCUGCAGUUAAAAAGGUCAACUCUGCCGAAAAUACCUAAUUUAUAAGGACUUUAUGACAAGCUUACACUUUGAUAUUUGUAACUGGUCACUUUUCUUAUACAAAUUUAUGUAGAGAAUGGCAAAAGAUCCCCUCUGCAUUACCCUUUACCAAUAAACUAGUUAAUUCGAUAUUUACAUAAUGUGAGUGGCAGCAGAAUCAAGCAAAACCUCAAAGAUCCUGUUGUGGUAAAGACUAAGUUUUGUCUGAAUUAUAUAUAAAAUGGUUUAACGUUGCCGGGUUUGAGCCGACCUAAAGCCAUCAAUUAAAAGUAGUCAAAACAAAAAGUACACAUGUCACCAAACGUCUACCAUUGACUACUAAUUUCACCAGUAAAUGGUAAUGCAGAGAGUGCCAAAUUACCCCCAAAUAAUGUAAGUAAGUAAGUGUUAAAUUCACCAUUAAAUAGCCCUAUUAGUAAAUUGGUGAAGAACUAAAGCAUUUGUCUGCAUGAAACUAGCUCCACGAACUGCAGGGUAUCUAUGUAAACAAUUGAGAGUUUAUGUGGGUGUGCGCACAGUUAAAAGUUUUAUGAAGUACUUUACACUGUAAUGUUAAAUUGUAUUUGUAUGACUAAACACUGGUAUGCAACAGCAACACAAAUAUUUAUGUAGUUAAACAAAAAUAAAAUUGGUUUGAAAUCAAAAAA